Molecule: messenger RNA, 569 nt
Organism: Pieris rapae (cabbage white)
Lineage: Eukaryota; Metazoa; Arthropoda; Insecta; Lepidoptera; Pieridae
Gene: TfIIA-S
Product: transcription initiation factor IIA subunit 2
Exons: 4
Coding region: 165-491 (108 amino acids)
Biological process (GO): RNA polymerase II preinitiation complex assembly; transcription initiation at RNA polymerase II promoter
Cellular component (GO): transcription factor TFIIA complex
Molecular function (GO): RNA polymerase II general transcription initiation factor activity; TBP-class protein binding
Source: RefSeq, a predicted model, not a curated record
GAAUCACUGACCACCUGUGUGUCCUGUACCUAGUUAGUACCUAUUCAUUUGUGAGUUGUGUUAUCACUGAAUUGACAAAAUAAUUUCAUUUCAAUCUAAACAAAGAGUCGCUGUUGUGAAUUUUGGAUAGUUUUUAUUGUUUUAUAAAAUAUAAUACUUUAGUUAUGUCAUAUCAACUCUAUAGAAAUACUACUAUUGGCAAUACAUUGCAGGAAAGCCUUGAUGAACUAAUUCAAUAUGGACAAAUAACACCGACAUUGGCCGUUAAAGUAUUAUUACAAUUCGACAAAUCUAUUAAUCAAGCAUUAUCGAGCAGGGUAAAAUCUAGAUUAACCUUCAAAGCUGGAAAAUUAAAUACAUAUAGGUUUUGUGAUAAUGUUUGGACUUUUAUGUUAAAUGAUGUUGAAUUCAGAGAAGUUCAUGAAGUGGCAAAAGUGGAUAAAGUUAAAAUAGUGGCCUGUGAUGGCAAAAAUGUGGAGGACCGUAGAUAAUGUUACUUAGAUUUAUACUGCCCUUUGUCAUUAUAUGAUGGACUUAUUACCUAAAUAAAUUAUUUAAGUAUCCAAAAA